AUGCGCUUCUCAUCUCUUCUCUCCUUCGCCAUUGCGAGCGCGUCCAUCUCCGCUGCGCUGCCAACAAAUUUAACCAACUUCCUGCUCGUCACCACCUCGCAAAUAGAUGCUAGUGCGAAUACCUCCGAACUCAAAGCCGUAUCCGCCACCUCGUUAUUCGACCCCUUCCACCAACCUGCCCUUCUCCUCCGCCUCACAGGCCCCGGUUACGGUUCCCUGCCCAACUUCACCCUGGCAGACGGCACACUUUCCACCAUCGCGUUGGCGCCCUUCGGCAACACGUAUUCUCGUUUCAACAGUACGGUUGUGACAGCCGGGUCGGAGUUGCAGUUCCUCGCCUCGGUGCAGCCAGCGGGCAAUAUCGCGUUGGACGAGGGAUACCUCUUGACGGUGGAUGGCCAGAGGGAAGGCUGGACGAUAUGCGAGGGUGCGCUGAGUAAUGAGGUCUUGAGCUGGAGGGGCAAUGCGAGUGAUUGCACAAAGACAUACGUGCAUGCUGUGUUGAAAGCGCCGUACUAG
Molecule: messenger RNA, 519 nt
Organism: Alternaria incomplexa
Lineage: Eukaryota; Fungi; Ascomycota; Dothideomycetes; Pleosporales; Pleosporaceae
Exons: 2
Coding region: 1-519 (172 amino acids)
Source: RefSeq, a predicted model, not a curated record